AUGAUCCACAAAAUGCCCUUCGCAAAGUGCGAGGCUAGAAGAGUUGUCAGGAGGCAGCGGAUGGAGCAGGCCCGGGGAGGUGUAUAUGGGGUUGGGGACCCAUGGCCCAGCAGCCGCGUGGAGGAGGCCAGGCUAGGCCAGGCCUGUGGGGGCUUCUUUCUCCAGGAACAUCCGAGUCUGAGUAGGAAACACACAGCCAAGGUGGGCAUAAGCCAGCAGCCGGGAGGCACCUCUGCAGUCCCUGGGGAGGCUCCUGAGGAAGGACCAUUAGGCCCAGGACCAUUAUCCCAGGGCCUGCCACCCUCAACCACUAGCCCCCCUGGGGGGAGAGGGCCCUCACAUGACCCUGCCUCUCCCCUCUUUGAUUUUGAAGCCUAUUAUAGUGACAUCCAAGAAGCCAUACCAUCCAGAGGAAGACAGCCAGGUUCAAGGCAAAGCUUAGUAGGCCGAGCUCAGCUCUACCUGACCAUCAACCGCACCCCAAGCAAUGUGGCCUGCCAGGUGCAGCCCCACCAGGGCCUGGAGGCGCACACUAUCUUUAGUGUCUUCUGCAUGUCAGGACGCCCGGAUUUCCUCUACAAAUUCAGUUACCAGAUAGGAAAUGUCUCCAAACACACUUUGUACUAUGGGAGAGAUGCCCAGCUCUAUUUUGCAUUGCCAGCUGGGGAGCCCUCGGAUGGUUACAAAGUGCUGGUUUCUACCGAGAUCACAGACCGCGAGGGCUCCAAGGCACGGCCGUGUGCCGUGGCAGUAACCGUGCUGCCCCGUUACCGUGGCGAUGACUGCCCUGCUGGCGAGGAGUUAUAUAAUUCCAGCCUGAAAAAUCUGGCUACCCUCCAGCUGAUGGGGAGUUACGCAGAAGUCAGGAAUUACAUCACUAUGAUCGCCAGCAUCCUAAGUCGUUUGACUAAGGAGGACAGAAGUGACUCAUGCAGCCAGUGGUCACAAAUACAAGAUGCACUAAUUUCUUCAGUAUGCAGAUUAGCUUUUGCAGAUCAGGAUGAAAUGACCGAUUCUGUUCUCAUGUUGAAGGGCCUCAUAAACUCCCCUAACAAGUUGAGCUUUGACAGUGCAGUUCUCAUCCUCAAGUACAGCCGGACACUCCUUGCUCCUGGCCAGUUAUCGGGGAGGUGUGUGGUUGACAAAGGACUGAGGCUUGAGCUCAUCCUUCUUAUAGCCAGAGUCUGGGAAGCCUCUGAACAAGAAAAAUCGAGGGAAGAGGACUAUCUUCGAGAAGAAGGAAUUGAAAUUAUCUCAAAUUUAUUGCUAAGCUGUCUCUCUUCGCACCCCGAGCGCCGGCUCUAUGUUCGCACUGGGAGAAUGGAAUUCUGGACCCUCCUUCAUCAGAACUUUCAGAGCUCCGUUCAGAACCUGAGCUCCAUCCAGGUGCAUCUACCUGGUGAUCUCACCGGGCACAGUCCCGAGGAGGUGAAAACACAGAGCCCGUGCUACAUUAGCCGGCUCAUUCUCUUCAAGAAGAACCCAUAUCCCGGGAGGCAAGCUGCUGGGCAGAUCGAUGGUGUAGUAAGGCUCACCAUCUUCAGCUGCUCCAGCAGAAGACCCAUCAACAGACAACGGCUGAAGACGCGUGUGAUUGUCGAGUCUGGGGAGGAAGACGACAGAGAUAAUAGCAAAAAUAAAACAACAUUUUCAUUGCUUCGGGAGAAAGUGAAUUUCCACCAGUUCAUUGGCCUUUCUGAAAACUCCCAGGAGUCUCUGCAGAUAAGAAUCAAGUUUUCGAAGCCCAAUGUGAAAGCAUUUCCCAUCAUGUUGCUCGUAAGAUUCUUUAAGAAGCCUACUCCCUCUAAUUUUUUGGUGAAACAGAUCUAUUCCUGGGAUGAGCAGACUGUAUACAUUUCUGUACCUGCUGUUUCAUGGAAAGAUGCCGAUGUGGGCUAUUUAUCCUUACUAGAUGCUGACUAUGACAGAACACCUCCGAACAAACAUUUGGCUGAGACAGUGAACUACACAGUACAUUUCCAGUGGACCCGCUGCCUGUUCUGGGAACAGAGAGAGUGGAAGUCUGGAAGCUUCCCUCCCCAACCAGGAAGUUCUCCAGGAAGAGUGAGCUGCAGCUACGACCGCCUCACUGCAUUCUCUGUCCUGAGGAGAGGGCUGAAUGCCAGUGUUGAAGUGAGCGACAUUGCCACAUUACGGAGACACCCGCAAAACCUGUUUCCCAGUGUCUUUGUCAUGGUUUCUGUGAUUGUGUAUGGACUGCUGGUUAUUAAAUGCAGACAUGCCGAUCGCCAUGAAGAAAAGAAAACCGGGUACAUUUUCCUGCAUGGAGAUGCACUGCCCGACCGCCAGCUCUACGCAGUGGUUGUAGACACAGGCUUCCGGACUCCGGCACGGCUCACCUCCAAGGGUGUUGAGGGUGGCACCGAGAAUGGCAGUGGUGAUUUGACUGUCCACCUGUCAGCUGUCACUGUUGACCCCAUCUAG
This is a messenger RNA of Tupaia belangeri chinensis (Chinese tree shrew), 2445 nucleotides long. It is a transcript of the gene PKD1L1, whose product is annotated as polycystin 1 like 1, transient receptor potential channel interacting. Gene Ontology annotation, cellular component: plasma membrane. Gene Ontology annotation, biological process: calcium ion transport. The transcript is spliced from 17 exons. Bases 1 to 2445 code for a protein of 814 amino acids. Lineage: Eukaryota; Metazoa; Chordata; Mammalia; Scandentia; Tupaiidae. The record is from RefSeq and is a predicted model, not a curated record. Gene Ontology annotation, molecular function: monoatomic cation channel activity.